This is a messenger RNA of Oppia nitens, 2429 nucleotides long. RefSeq names its product serine/threonine-protein phosphatase 2A 56 kDa regulatory subunit epsilon isoform-like. NCBI's taxonomy places the organism in Eukaryota, Metazoa, Arthropoda, Arachnida, Sarcoptiformes, Oppiidae. Gene Ontology annotation, cellular component: protein phosphatase type 2A complex; nucleus; cytosol. The record is from RefSeq and is a predicted model, not a curated record. The coding region runs from base 358 to 1929 and encodes 523 amino acids. Gene Ontology annotation, biological process: protein dephosphorylation; signal transduction. The transcript is spliced from 9 exons. Gene Ontology annotation, molecular function: protein phosphatase activator activity.
GUUUGUGAAAAUUAAAUGUCUUUUUUAAUGUGAUUUAUGUUUUUGAUUAUAAAUAAUAUAUAUAUUUUGGUGUUUUAUUAGAGCCAUUGAUUGUUUGUUAUCAAAAUAAUUAGUGUUUCGUAUAAUAUCUUUGUUAACCCAAACCACUAACAGUUAUAUCAAUCAUGAAAACAACUGAUCCGUCAUUUAAUAAAUAAUUUUUUUUGUUUAUAUUAUAUAUACAUUUGUUUUGUGAGAUGAGCUCAAUAUUAGGGCCAAUAACUUAUUAUUUGUAAUUUAUAAUUAAAUUCACCGUGUAAUAUUAGUGAUUCAAUUGGAUUUAUUGGCUAAAAGUUAAUAAUAUUGAGGAUAAUAACUAUGACUUCACAUUCACUUCAAGCUCCGCAAGCAUUUGUCGACAAAAUAGAUCCCUUUAAGAAAGGUUCACUCAAGAGAAAGCAAAAGAAAUCUCAGGGAUCAUCCAGAUAUAGGUUGACCUCUGAGGUCGAGUUACAGCCAUUACCACUUCUUAAAGAUGUGCCCAGUGGUGAACAAGAGGGUCUCUUUAUACGCAAAUUAAGGCAAUGUUGUAUUGCUUUUGAUUUCAUGGAUCCGGUCUCUGAUUUAAAAGGAAAAGAGAUUAAGAGAGCGACACUCAAUGAAUUAGUCGAUUAUAUUAGUGCCGGACGAGGGGUACUCACAGAACCCACUUAUCCUGAGAUUAUUAGAAUGAUAUCUUGCAAUUUGUUUCGAACAUUACCUCCGAGUGAGAACCCAGACUUUGAUCCCGAAGAGGAUGAUCCGACACUUGAGGCUUCGUGGCCACACUUGCAAUUAGUCUAUGAAUUUGUACUCCGUUUCCUUGAAUCACCCGAUUUUCAACCAACUAUUGGAAAGAAAGUAAUCGACCAAAAGUUUGUUUUACAGUUACUGGAAUUGUUUGAUAGUGAAGACCCUCGAGAACGAGAUUUUCUGAAAACAGUUUUACACAGAAUUUAUGGCAAAUUUUUAGGACUUCGGGCAUUCAUUAGAAAACAAAUUAAUAAUAUUUUCUUGAGGUUUAUUUAUGAAACGGAACACUUCAAUGGUGUCGGAGAGUUACUUGAAAUAUUAGGGAGUAUAAUAAAUGGUUUUGCAUUGCCUUUAAAGGCUGAACACAAACAGUUUUUGGUUAAAGUUCUCAUUCCUUUACAUAAACCUAAAUGUUUAGGUCUAUAUCACGCUCAAUUGGCGUACUGUGUCGUUCAGUUUCUUGAGAAAGAUGCCACACUUACUGAACACGUGAUCAAUGGAUUAUUGAAAUUCUGGCCAAAGACUUGUAGUCAGAAAGAAGUAAUGUUUUUGGGAGAAAUUGAAGAAAUUUUAGAUGUGAUUGAACCGACACAGUUUGUCAAAGUCCAGGAUCAGCUCUUCAAACAGAUUUCCAGAUGCGUAUCGAGUCCUCACUUUCAGGUGGCUGAACGGGCUCUCUAUUUCUGGAAUAAUGAAUACAUACUGAGUUUAAUAGAGGAGAACAGUGCAGUGAUUAUGCCGAUUAUGUUUCCGGCACUCUAUCGCAUAUCCAAAGAGCACUGGAAUCAAACUAUUAUUGCAUUAGUUUAUAAUGUGUUGAAAACAUUUAUGGAAGUGAACUCCAAAUUAUUUGAUGAGUUGACCGCCUCUUAUAAAACUGAACGACAAAAAGAGAAGCGAAAAGAGAAGGAAAGGGAUGAACUGUGGAAGCGAUUAUCACAGUUAGAGUUGAACCAUAAGGCAAAGUUAGGGUCGUCAUCAUCGCUAACAACCACUCUGACAUCUACUUCAUCGUCAUUUAGUCCAAUGGGAUCACAACAGCUAAGCGCCGCUCGAGGAGGUGGCUUCUCAUCUGGUUUCGCACCGGUAGACAACUGCACGAGUCGCGAGUUUAGAGAUAUAAACAAUUUGAACUCAUUUAAUACGAAUAAUGCUUGAUAUUUAUGAGUAUUAUUUGAAAUCUUCCGAUAGUUUUUUUUAGUGGAAAACAUUAUUAAAAAAUCACAAAACAGACAAAAAAGUAGGAAAUUAUUGAACUGAUGUUUCGCUCAUUUGUUGAUUCAAACAAAACCUCUUCAUAAAUGAAAUUAGAGACGACUUAUGCAUACAUUUGUAUACAUUUGUUUUCCCAGAAAAUUUCCAAUAGAUUUAUAGCUCAAUGUUUAUUGAGGAGACAACUAAUUAUAACACUAAAUAUGUCACAUUAAUUGCUUUAUUUUUAAUUUGAAGACUUGAUUUAUUUUUGAGCUUAUAAUGCAAAUAAAAUGAGACAAAACAAUAUAAAACACGAUAAGUGCCCGUUUGGUGCUUAUAUACUCUCAUUGAUGCUGUCAUUGUUUUCAUUCAAAUAAGUUGUUAAUUAAUAAAUUAAAUGUACGUUAAUAUGACUGCUAACUAUCAUUAAACAAUAAAACAAGAAAAUAUCAUACAAUUUGUCU